AGAGAGCAGAGAAGGUCAACCACCUUUGGCUUGACGCUAGCAGCGAUCUCGAUCUGCGGAGGACGAGACUGCAACAACCUGACAAUCUCUCGAGUUCUUCGUCUCCUUUCUCCCAACGGCAUCCAUUCAGCUCUUGGAUGAUCAGGCAUGGCCAUGGGAGGCCCCUCCUGGACCAAUUUGCAGUGCCUGGUGCGGCGGAAGCUGGCGACGGCGAGCUCCGCUGGCUGGGCCGAAGACGCCGACAGGGGAGGUGGCCAGCGCCUCGCCAGGACGCUAUCUGUUCCCCACCUCGCCGCCAUCGGUGUCGGUUCGACGAUUGGCGCCGGCAUCUAUGUCCUGGUCGGAACUGUGGCUCGUGAGCACACCGGGCCAGGCCUGACGCUCUCCUUUCUGAUAGCCGGCGUCGCCGCGGCGCUGUCAGCAUUGUGCUACGCCGAGCUCUCCUGCCGUUUCCCUUCGGCAGGGAGUGCCUAUCACUACUCCUACAUCUGCAUUGGAGAGAGCGUUGCUUGGCUGAUUGGGUGGGCAUUGAUCCUUGAGUACACCAUUGGGGGAUCAUCAGUGGCACGUGGCAUGUCGCCAAACUUGGCUCUGUUUUUCGGUGGCCAAGAUAAGUUGCCGUUCUUUCUAGCACAAGUGCAUGUCAAAGGCCUUGAUACCCCACUUGAUCCAUGUGCUGCUAUUCUUGUUCUGAUAGUUACUGCAUUACUCUGUCUGGGAAUUAAAGAGAGCUCAUCUGUGGAAGGCAUCAUCACCACUGCAAAUAUCAUAGUGAUGCUCUUUGUCAUCUGUGCUGGUGGAUGGCUAGGAUUCAGGAAUGGCUGGGUUGGUUAUAAAGUGCCAGAAGGUUAUUUCCCUAAUGGUGUCAGCGGAGUUCUCUCUGGAUCAGCGACCCUCUUCUUCGCAUUCAUUGGCUUCGACACAGUUGCUAGUACGGCCGAGGAGGUGAAGAAUCCUCGACGCGAUCUUCCAUUGGGAAUGGCCCUGACCUUGUCCCUGUGUUGCUUCCUCUACAUGAUGGUUUCUGCUGUUGUGGUCGGUUUGGUGCCCUACCACGCGAUGGAUCCGGACACCCCUAUUUCUUCUGCAUUUGCGCGAUAUGGGAUGCAGUGGGCUGAGUAUGUUGUUUCCAGUGGAGCUGUUCUUGCUCUUGUGGCAUCCCUUAUAGGCGGUAUUCUUCCCCAGCCAAGAAUUAUAAUGGCUAUGGCUAGAGAUGGAUUGCUCCCGCCACUGUUCUCAGAUGUUAAUCGAAGAACUCAGGUGCCAAUCUUGAGCACAGUCUUAAUUGGCAUAUGUGCUGCUAUCCUGGCUUUUUUCAUGGAUGUCUCCCAAUUGGCAGGGAUGGUAAGCGUGGGAACCUUAUUGGCAUUUACUACGGUUGCCAUUUCUGUUUUAGUAGUAAGAUAUGCUCCUCCAUAUGAGAUGCCAAUGGAAGUGGCUCUUGCAGGAUCAUCUGAGUCACUAGCUUCAUUCUCUGGGAACUUAGAGCACGAUGAGCAAAAUUCAGAAGAUCCUUUUGGCAAUGUAGUUCAAGAAGCACUUACUGUCAUUGAGGGAGCCAGCAAAGUAAGGCGACAGAAAGCCAUUGGAAGCAUAGUAUUGAUAUGCGUCGGAGCCAUCAUCUUGAUUUCUGCGGUUUCUGUCUCCUUUUUGCCAUUUUCUGUGCAAACAAUUGCAUGCACUGUAGGCGGGCUGGUUGUGUUGAGUUCUUCUAUUGUGCUUUUGUGCAUUGGACAAGACAAGAGAUUUUUGGGGCAAACUGGAGGUUUCAUGUGCCCGUUGGUCCCAUUGCUUCCAAUUUGUUGCAUCAUCGUCAACUUAUACCUGCUUAUGAACCUCGGGAGUCACACAUGGAUUCGUGUUUCCAUAUGGCUAGUGGCUGGGGCCCUCAUAUACUUCUUCUAUGGCCUGAAGCAUAGUUCACUGGCAGGCAUGGCCUACCAUCGCAUAUCGCCUUUGUAGUUCAACGUUGGGUGGAGUUCUUUUGCAUUUUUGAUAGCAGAAAAUGAGAGCACAUGUUUUGAAGGACAGAAGGACCAGAAGAAUGAACAUAGGCUUGUUUAGUUCUAAAAAAUUUCAAAAUUUCUCGUCACAUCAAAUCUUUGAACACAUGUACGAAAGUGCUACAGUAGCAAAAUUGAAAAAUUUUCGCGGACUAAACAAAGGCCUUGUUU
Molecule: messenger RNA, 2174 nt
Organism: Sorghum bicolor (sorghum)
Lineage: Eukaryota; Viridiplantae; Streptophyta; Magnoliopsida; Poales; Poaceae
Product: cationic amino acid transporter 2, vacuolar
Exons: 14
Coding region: 148-1962 (604 amino acids)
Biological process (GO): amino acid transport; transmembrane transport
Cellular component (GO): membrane
Molecular function (GO): amino acid transmembrane transporter activity
Source: RefSeq, a predicted model, not a curated record